CCUUGGAACUCAAGGCAAAGAUCCAACAACCGAUCCUUCAGAAUACACUCGCCUCCUAGGACCGCCUAAAGUGGGCUUCAAGAUCAGUGGUUUUCUGCAGAGACGUCAGUCGACGCGGGGCCAUAAAACUUCAACCCCGCUUCUCUUCUCCCAUUCUGCCUCACGACCGAUUUUUUCCUCACACACCACACGGCACUUGAGCCAGGUAACCAGAACAAUACCGCCAAGAUGGUCAAUUUCACGGUCGACGAGGUCCGGGCGUUGAUGGACAAGCCCACCAAUGUCCGUAACAUGUCGGUCAUUGCUCACGUCGACCACGGCAAGUCGACGUUGACUGAUUCCCUGCUGUCCAAGGCCGGUAUCAUCUCCACCGCAAAGGCUGGUGAUGCCCGUGCCACCGACACCAGAGCCGACGAGCAGGAGCGUGGUAUCACUAUCAAGUCGACUGCCAUCUCCCUGUACCACAACCUCGAGGAUGAGGAAGAUAUCAAGGAUAUCGUUGGCCAGAAGACUGACGGCCGCGAGUUCUUGAUCAACCUUAUCGACUCGCCCGGUCACGUUGAUUUCUCUUCUGAGGUUACCGCCGCUCUCCGUGUCACCGAUGGUGCUCUCGUCGUCGUCGACACCGUCGAGGGUGUCUGCGUCCAGACCGAGACUGUGCUCCGCCAGGCCCUUGGUGAGCGUAUCAAGCCCGUUGUUGUCAUCAACAAGGUCGACCGUGCUCUUCUCGAGCUCCAGGUCUCCAAGGAGGACCUUUACCAGUCCUUCUCCCGUACCAUUGAGUCCGUCAACGUCGUCAUCUCCACCUACUUCGACAAGUCUCUCGGUGACGUCCAGGUUUACCCCGACAGGGGUACCAUUGCCUUCGGUUCCGGUCUCCACGGCUGGGCCUUCACCAUCCGCCAGUUCGCUGUCAAGUACGCCAAGAAGUUUGGUGUCGACAAGAACAAGAUGAUGGAGCGUCUCUGGGGCGACAACUACUUCAACCCCCACACCAAGAAGUGGACCAAGAACGGUACCCACGAGGGCAAGCAGCUUGAGCGCGCCUUCUGCCAGUUCAUCCUGGACCCCAUCUUCAAGAUCUUCGCCGCCGUCAUGAACUUCAAGAACGACGAGAUCAACACCCUGCUCGAGAAGCUCCAGCUUAAGCUCUCUACCGAGGACCGCCAGAAGGAGGGCAAGCAGCUGCUCAAGGUUGUUCUCCGCACCUUCAUCCCCGCCGCUGAUGCCCUGCUGGAGAUGAUGAUCCUCCACUUGCCCUCGCCCGUCACUGCCCAGAAGUACCGUGCCGAGACUCUCUACGAGGGUCCCAUGGACGACGAGGCCGCCAUUGGUAUCCGUGACUGCGACCCCAAGGCUCCUCUCAUGUUGUACGUCUCCAAGAUGGUUCCCACCUCCGACAAGGGCCGCUUCUACGCCUUCGGUCGUGUCUUCUCCGGUACCGUCAAGUCCGGUAUCAAGGUCCGCAUUCAGGGCCCCAACUACACCCCCGGCAAGAAGGACGAUCUCUUCAUCAAGGCUAUCCAGCGUACCGUCCUCAUGAUGGGUGGCAAGGUCGACCCCAUUGACGACAUGCCUGCCGGUAACAUUGUCGGUCUGGUCGGUAUCGAUCAGUUCCUGCUCAAGUCUGGUACCCUCACCACCUCCGAGACCGCCCACAACCUGAAGGUCAUGAAGUUCUCCGUCUCCCCCGUCGUCCAGCGCUCCGUGCAGGUCAAGAACGCCCAGGAUCUGCCCAAGCUUGUCGAGGGUCUCAAGCGUCUGUCCAAGUCUGACCCUUGCGUCCUGACCUACACCUCCGACUCUGGUGAGCACGUUGUUGCCGGUGCCGGUGAGCUCCACCUUGAGAUCUGCUUGAACGAUCUCCAGAACGACCACGCCGCCGUUCCCCUGAUCAUCUCCGACCCUGUCGUCCAGUACCGUGAGACUGUCGCCGGCAAGUCGAGCAUGACUGCCCUCUCCAAGUCGCCCAACAAGCACAACCGUCUCUACAUGGUUGCCGAGCCCAUGGACGAGGAGCUGUCGUUGGCUAUUGAGGCCGGCAAGGUUAGUGCCCGUGACGACUUCAAGGCCCGUGCCCGUGUCCUCGCCGACGACUACGGUUGGGAUGUCACCGACGCCCGCAAGAUCUGGUGCUUCGGUCCCGAUGGCCAGGGCGCCAACUUGCUGGUUGACCAGACCAAGGCCGUCCAGUACCUCAACGAAAUCAAGGACUCUGUCGUCUCCGGUUUCCAAUGGGCUUCCCGCGAGGGUCCCGUUGCUGAGGAGCCCAUGCGCUCCGUCCGCUUCAACAUCCUCGAUGUCACCCUGCACGCCGAUGCCAUCCACCGUGGUGGUGGCCAGAUCAUCCCCACCGCUCGUCGCGUCCUGUACGCCUCGAUGCUCAUGGCUGACCCUGCUCUCCUCGAGCCCGUCUACCUGGUCGAGAUUCAGGUGCCCGAGAACGCCAUGGGUGGUGUCUACGGUGUCCUGACCCGCCGUCGUGGUCACGUCUUCAACGAGGAGCAGCGCCCUGGAACUCCUCUGUUCAACAUCAAGGCCUACCUGCCCGUCCUGGAGUCUUUCGGCUUCAACGCCGAUCUGCGUGCUGCCACCUCUGGCCAGGCCUUCCCCCAGUCCGUCUUCGACCACUGGCAGGUUCUGCCCGGUGGCUCUCCUCUGGACCCCACCACCAAGACUGGUGCCAUUGUUACCGAGAUGCGCAAGCGCAAGGGUAUUAAGGAGAACGUCCCCGGUGUCGACAACUACUACGACAAGUUGUAAGCAGCUCGAUCACGAACCAAGUCGAUCAAGCCAAGGUGUCAUAUUGGACACGAAAUAUCCGCGGGUUUCUCGCAGCAACGAUGCGUUCUUGUCUAGGAGCUACUGCGCACACUACACAGAUACUGUAGGUGUGUUCGUCUCCUGGGCCAGGAAGACACGAAGGGACGCCACCAAAGACAAAAGGGAUACACUGGUGGUACACAUGACGGAGAUCAUGAUAACGAA
Messenger RNA from Emericellopsis atlantica, 2988 nucleotides. RefSeq names its product P-loop containing nucleoside triphosphate hydrolase protein. Gene Ontology annotation, molecular function: translation elongation factor activity; GTP binding; ribosome binding. NCBI's taxonomy places the organism in Eukaryota, Fungi, Ascomycota, Sordariomycetes, Hypocreales, Bionectriaceae. The record is from RefSeq and is a predicted model, not a curated record. Gene Ontology annotation, biological process: translational elongation. Gene Ontology annotation, cellular component: ribonucleoprotein complex; cytosol. The coding region runs from base 229 to 2763 and encodes 844 amino acids. The transcript has 3 exons.